This is a messenger RNA of Anguilla rostrata (American eel), 3298 nucleotides long. Its product is annotated as ankyrin repeat domain-containing protein 66. The record is from RefSeq and is a predicted model, not a curated record. The transcript has 3 exons. Gene Ontology annotation, cellular component: nucleus. Lineage: Eukaryota; Metazoa; Chordata; Actinopteri; Anguilliformes; Anguillidae. The coding region runs from base 166 to 765 and encodes 199 amino acids. Gene Ontology annotation, molecular function: protein binding.
ACUCCAUUCAUUUUCUGGAAAGGACGCAAUCAUAGAGUUCAGUGGAUAGCCUACAACAAAGGCUAUUUACCUAAUUUCUAGAGCUAAUUGUAAAUAUUACCAUUUUUAAAACUACAUUAUGUUGCUAGCUUACUGUUAUUGUAGUUACUUUAUUUAAGAAGGCACAUGACCGAACUACACCAGGCAGCUGCAGCUGGGGAUUACGACCUGGUGGAAGACAUUGUGAAGAAGAAUAGAUGUAACCCAAACCAGAAAGACACUGACUGGAACAACAAAACACCACUACACUGGGCGGCGGCAAAAGGGCAAACGGAUAUGGUGAGGAUCCUGGUGGAGAAUGGGGCUAGGCCGUGCCUCAGGACGGAUUCCGGCUGGACUCCCGCCCACUUUGCAGCCGAAUCUGGGAGGCUAAGUGUCCUUCGCUUGCUACACUCGCUCCACGCCCCCAUUGACAAAGAGGACUCCUCUGGAGACAGGCCCACUAGGAUUGCUGACAUAUAUGGCCAUAAAGAUUGCGUGGAAUUCCUAGAAACUGCGGAAGUGGAAUGCAGGGACUACCGCCGGUUGGCGCAUCUCAGGGGCCUUGUUCUGGAUGACACAGAUGAAGAGUGGGAGGAACAAAUGGAAGAAACUGUGCAUAGGAGGGGAGGACAAGGUGACAAAAAGGGUAAAAUGUGUGUUCUCAAAAAAACUGUUAAAUUGCAAACUAAAGGCAGCGCAAUCCCCAGAAUGCACAUUUCAAAUACUCGACUUAUAAAACAAUAAUAUGUCUACAAAUACAAGUACACAAUUACAUAUGGCUUUUCAGAAUGAAAAGCUGAUUUCAGAGGUUUUUUAAUCAAGCUCUUUAAAUCAUGUAUGAUUUGAUAUAAAGCAUUCUAAUUGAUGCUUUACCGAACAUGCAUGUUUAAUUUAUGCUAUAGUACUGUGUCAACAAAUUUAUUCAGAAAAGGCAAAUGGUAAAUGACUGUAAAUGUCUUGGUUGUGCUCAUGAAUUGAAUGUAGGCCACAACAUGCAACCUUUUCUGAUCAUGGACUUUCAUUUGAAAAACAGCUGACGUAACACAGUGUUUGAUAUGAUUUGGCCGUCAAAGCAUCAUCAUGAAGGUGCUUAUGAAUUUGCCAUAUACCAGUGUACUAGCAUGCCAGGUCACUGAACAAUACCUGCAAAUGUCUACACAUUCAUUUAGCAUUGGUUGUAUUAUUGCUUAUUCUUUCCAAACACUUUACACACACUGUGUAUUCCCAGACCUCAUAGCUAUAAACAUAGGUCUCUCUCUAUAUUUAUAAAGGUCCAAACCAAAUCAUUUUGAAGAAACCACUGGAAUACAUUACACAAGGACAAAUAGUUGUGUAAAGAAAAAUGUGCAUUGUUUAUUCAAUCAGAUUAUAUUUAUUAAAUAAUGCUUCAUGCAUUAGCUACUUCAGUUAGAUUUUGAAAGAAUUUACAAGUUAGGCAGUCAUCCAAACACAAUUUACAUACAUUAAAUUGCAAUGUAAAACAAUAAUAGAAGCAUAAACAAUGUUAUUCAGUUUAUUUUUAAAUAAUAUAAAACUGAAAUAAAACCCAAAAAGCACAUUCUAGUCUUUAAAGGCAAGCGAUGUUGUUGACAGAAAAAAAUGACAUGCUGAUUAUUUGCAGUAUGCAUAUGUAAUUGGUCUUUAUGAAAAAAUACAACAGUAGAGAUAGACAAUACAUGAAUGAAAAGAUGGAAUCUACAAUGCAUACAUUCCUUAAAAAAAAGACAUUAAAACUACUAUAAUGUUCAAUGAUGAACUGUACUGGGGCAAAUCUUUACACAAUUUUCAGUUAUUUUACGUCAUAUGCCUAACGAGAUAAAGAAAUAAGUAGAAUUUACAUUUUCAAUAGUUUGAGGUCUGCUAAUGGAUUAUGCAGGUGAUAUUAUGUUUAUUGCAGAUUCUACUGGUGAAGUCAGUUCUAACAUAUUUCCAAUGGCACAGCAUGAGUUUUUUUCUAUUCCAGCUGUUCUGGAAUUCUUCGACUGUUACAUCACACUAGCCCUCGGACAGUUGAAGUUGCCCUUGAUAUGAGUGCUACACAGUUGAAGUUGCCCUUGAUAUGAGUGCUGAUAAUUAUUGUAAUAAUAUUAAUUGUAAUAAUAAUAAUAAUAAUGAUGAAUGUCAGCUCAUGGUUCAUGUGGUGAAAAUGUCUGUAUUUGCAAUAUUAUGCACGUUUUCAAAUACUUGUGCUACAAAUGAUGUAUUUGAUUCUAGCAGACAUUGUAAUGGACACCCAUGGUGUUUGUAAAGUAAAAUAAAGCUAAUAACACUGGCGCAGCCAUAUAAGGUCAACUGGUCCAACCAAUGAUGAUAACAUGACUAAGAUUACUCACUUGUUUUGGAUAAUCUUCUGACUAGACUUGAAUUGGAAUUGAAAGGGGUUAUGUUGGGAGCAAGUGCAGCAUCUUUAUCAUGUAUCAUCUUUGGUUGAAUGCGGGAAACAAGUUGGCAGUGCCGCAAAGCAGUAUUAUUGUCAAAUUAUUUUACAUUUUUGUGUUUAGUCAAUUAUUUUAAUCACUGGUGGGUUUAUCCAUGAUGUGAUGCACUAUAUGGCCAAAAGUAUCUGUAUACCUCUUUUUCUGGUGCUGUUUUUCAUGGUUUGGGCUUGGCUCCUUAGUUCCAGUGAAAGCAAAUCUUAAUGCUACAGCAAACAAUCACAUUCUAGACGAGUCUUUGCUUGCCCAACAUUUUGGGGGAGGCCCUUUUCCUGUUUCAUCUUGGCAAUGCCCCCGGGCACACAGCGAGGUCCAUAUAGAAAUUGUUUUGCCAAAAUCGGUGAGGGAGAACUUGGACUGGCCUGCACAGAGUCCUGACCUCAACCCCAUCUUUGGGAUCAAUUGGAAACCCAACUGCAAGCUAGGACUAAUCACCCAAACAGUGCCCUACCUCACUAAUGCUCCUCUCGGCAGAAUGGAAGCUAAUCUCUGCAGCAGUGCUCCAAUAUCUAGUAUAAAGCCUUCCCAGAAGUGUGGAGGAUGUUAUAGCAGCAAAGGGUGGACCAAAUCCAUAUUAAUGUCCCUAAUUUUGGAUGAGAUGUUGGAUGUCAGGUGUCCACAUACUUUUGGCCAUGUAAUGUACAUUGUAAAUUAUAAUCCCUAUUAGAUUGUUUAUAUUCUGCUUUCUCCUAGCCCAUAGCUCAUUUUGACUGCUUGAUUAAUGUUAGCUAACUGUAUAGUAUAGUAUAUUUUUAAACUGUUGCUGCAUCUAAACUGUUGCUACUUCUGGGCGAGUGUGAAUGUCUGCAUAAACAAAUAAAUUCUCACACUGAGGACAUGAA